CCGGCAUCGCCUGCGACCUCCGUGACCAAGGUUCUCGCCCACAAUGCCAAAUCCGCCGCCGACAAGGAGCGGAAGAUGACCUUGCUCCAAGGCAUCAAGCUCUAUCCCAAGGCCGUCGCGUGGAGUGUUCUUAUCUCCACCUGUAUCGCCAUGGAGGGCUAUGAUAUCAGUUUGGUGAACAAUUUCUACGGGUUUCCUCAGUUCAAUGAAAAAUAUGGGGAGAGGUUGGACGACGGGUCUUACCAGGUUCCUGCGCGGUGGCAAUCGGGUCUCAGCAAUGGUGCCUACGUCGGAGAAAUCAUUGGUCUUCUUAUCAAUGGCUGGGCCUCGGAGCGGUUUGGAUAUCGUUAUACUAUCAUGGCAUGCCUUGUUCUGAUCAGUGCGUGGACAGCUAUCUUCUUCACAGCGAAGAACAUCCAAUCACUGUUGGCGGCUGAGAUCCUCGCAGGGAUUCCCUGGGGGGUUUUCCAGACGCUAACCAUCACCUAUGCCUCAGAGGUUUGUCCAGUUCCCCUACGUGGCUAUUUGACCACCUACGUCAAUUUCUGCUGGGGCCUGGGACAGCUCAUUGGCUUGGGGGUCAUCAAGAGCAUGCUAGACCGUCACGACCAGUGGGCGUACCGUAUCCCCUACGGUUUGCAAUGGAUGUGGCCUCUGCCGCUGUUUCUCGGUAUCCUUUUCGCCCCAGAAUCGCCCUGGUGGCUGGUCCGAAAGGAGCGAAUGGAUGAUGCCCGACGAUCUCUCCUUCGUCUCACCAGCCUCAAUCGGGAAACCGACUUUGACGUGGACGAGACCUUGUCCAUGAUGCUGCACACGACGAACAUGGAGAGAAAGAUCACCCAGGGAGCAACGUAUUUCGACUGCUUCCGCGGCACAGAUCUUCGCCGAACUGAAAUCGUCUGCAUGGUCUGGGCCAUCCAGAACCUCAGCGGCAACUCCUUUUCCAACUACUCGACCUACUUCUUGGAGCAAGCUGGACUGAGUUCGUCCAUCUCGUACAAUUUCGCCAUGGGUCAAUACGGUAUUAAUAUGGUCGGGGUCUUUGGCGCUUGGUUCCUCAUGACUCUUGGCAUUGGUCGCAGAUCCUUGUUCCUCUACGGCCUUUGCGGCCUCUGCACCAUGCUGAUGGUCAUGGGCUUCUUGGGCCUCGUUCCGAAGGCCCAUAAAGACCAAGCAUCCAUGGCCACGGGCUCCUUGAUGCUUAUCUGGGCUCUCUUCUACCAACUCACCGUCGGAACAGUUGCAUACUCGCUUGUCGCCGAGAUUUCUACUCGCAGACUGCAGAUCAAGACCGUUGUCCUUGGCCGAAUCCUCUACAACAUCGCUGCAAUCGUCUGCGGCGUGCUGACACCGUACAUGCUCAAUCCCACAGCGUGGGACUGGGGUAACUAUGCCGGUUUCUUCUGGGGAGGAAGCUGCUUCCUCUGUAUUGUGUAUGCGUACUUCCGGGUCCCCGAGCCGAAGGGGCGGACAUUUGCAGAGUUGGACGUCCUCUUCGAAAAGAAAGUCUCAGCUCGGAAGUUCGCCAGCACCCAGGUGGAUGUUUUCGACGACACCGUGUUGGAGGAUAGCGCUAGUGAGGGCCAAAUCCCCCCUCCCGAGAAGGGAGGGCUGAAUGAAUCGGAAUUGGAAAAGGGCGCGCGCUAUUGAUAACCCUCCGCCCUACAAGAUUUAAAUGAGAUAUAUGAUCAUAGCUCUCUUUUUUUUAUUUUUUUAUUAUUAUGUUUUGCUUGUUUUCAUGUAUAUAUUGCAUAUAUGCAUGGAUGAACGGCGUGGUUGGAUAUGGCGUGGAAUCUUUUUUUUUUUUUUUUUUUGAAUUACGGACUUAAUAUUACACUACAACUAUAAUAAAUGUACAUAAC
Messenger RNA from Monascus purpureus, 1862 nucleotides. The record is from the annotation of a GenBank genome assembly. NCBI's taxonomy places the organism in Eukaryota, Fungi, Ascomycota, Eurotiomycetes, Eurotiales, Aspergillaceae.